Messenger RNA from Cantharellus anzutake, 348 nucleotides. RefSeq lists its product as uncharacterized. The record is from RefSeq and is a predicted model, not a curated record. Lineage: Eukaryota; Fungi; Basidiomycota; Agaricomycetes; Cantharellales; Hydnaceae. The transcript has 2 exons. The coding region runs from base 1 to 348 and encodes 115 amino acids.
AUGUCUGUGUAUAACAAAGGACAUGAUACUCUGCCCAAGAAAGAUCCAGAAAAAGCUGUGAGGUGCAGAUCUGAUCCCAAUUGUGGUGAAGCAUCUGAGCAUGUUAAGACACUGACCACCUUACCCCAGCAUGAUGAUGGUCAUGCUGAACCACCCACAAAAGACCCUGACAAGAUCAGAGACAUGCAGAACCGUUCAGGCGAUGAACCAGCCCAAGUGCAAGAGCCUAAGUUGACCCUAGAGGCCCAGCACACACAAGUUGCCAAGUUCCUGUUGGAGGAACUCCACAUUCCUGUGUUAGCAUGGGAACAUUCUGGGAGAGCAACUCACCCAGAAUCCACCAUGUGA